Messenger RNA from Punica granatum (pomegranate), 1855 nucleotides. The record is from RefSeq and is a predicted model, not a curated record. Lineage: Eukaryota; Viridiplantae; Streptophyta; Magnoliopsida; Myrtales; Lythraceae.
AAUAUCUAUGUUGGCUUUUGAAGUGGCAAAUGAAAUUUUGAGGACAGAAUCUCGUUGUUUCAUUUCGCGUUAUUGAAAUCUGUCCUGGGAGUUUUGAGGCAGAAGUUGGGAAUUCUGAGGGGUUGAGAAGAAGAAGAUACAGCAGGAUCAGGGGAAAAAGGAAUCAUUUCUAAAUGGGGCUGUUUGUAUCCGGUUCAUGUGCGAUCCUACAGGAAGCGGUAUAAAGGAACAAACAAACUGUUCAAUUCUUGAAAUAAAAGGGACAACAUAAGAUGCCAUGCUGAUUUGUUCACUGAUGAAGCGUCUUUGCCAAUACCCUGUUGCUGCUCAAGGGGUUGCUCCUCCAUUUAGUCACUACAUAAGAUGCCAUGUUGAUUUGUUCACUGAUGAAAGCGUCUUUGCGUAUGCCCUAUUGCUGCUCAAGGGGUGUGAAGACAAGUUUGUCUUGAGUUCCAGUGAGAUGGACUUCUUCUCUGAAUAUGGCGAUGCAAAUAGAUAUAAGAUUCAAGAAGUUAUUGGCAAGGGAAAUUACUGGGUUGUUUGCUCAGCCAUCGACACUCAUACUGGUGGAAAGGUAGCGAUAAAGAAAAUACACGAUACCUUUGAGCACAUCUCUGAUGCCACCCGAAUUCUCCGUGAAAUAAAGCUGUUGAGACUUCUCCGGCACCCUGAUAUUGUUGAAGUUAAGAACAUCACGGUACCACCGUCGAGAAGGGAUUUUAAAGAUAUUUAUGUCAUUUUUGAGCUCAUGGAGUCAGAUCUUCACCAAGUCAUCAAAGCUAAUGAUGGCUUAACGAGAGAGCACUACCAGUUCUUUCUUUACCAACUACUUCGUGCUUUAAAGUAUAUCCAUACAGCAAACGUUUAUCAUCGAGAUCUAAAACCGAAAAAUAUAUUGGCAAAUUCAGAUUGUAAGCUCAAAAUAUACGAUUUUGGCUCGGCUAGGGUUGCUUUCAGCGAUACGCCCACCACAAUUUUCUGGACUGACUAUGCUGCCUCAAGAUGGUAUAGAGCUCCAGAGCUAUGUCGAUUGUUUUUCUCUAAGUAUACCCCUGCAGUCGACAUAUGGAGUAUAGGUUGCAUCUUUGCUGAACUUCUAACGGGGAAGCCUCUCUUCCCUGGGAAAAAUGCGGUUCAUCAGCUUGACCUAAUGACCGAUCUUCUCGGAACACCAUCUUUAGAUACCAUUUCACGGGUCCGAAAUGAGAAGGCUAGGAGAUACUUGGCUAGCAUGAGGAAAAAGCAACCUGUUCCAUUCAAGAAGAAGUUUCCAAAUGCAGAUCCUUUAGCUCUCCGACUGCUGGAAAAGCUCCUUGCUUUUGAUCCCAAGGACCGGCCUACUGCUGAAGAGGCAUUAGCUCAUCCAUACUUCGAGGGGCUAGCCAAAGUGGAGAGGGAACCGUCAUGCCAGCCGAUUACAGAAAUGGAAUUCAAGUUCGAGAGACGAGGAGUGAGGAUGGAGGAUAUAAGAGAGCUGAUCUUUCGAGAAAUAUUGGAAUAUCAUCCUCAACUGCUGAUGGACUACAUCAACGGAGCCGAAUAAUUUACCUAAGUUGACAGAGUCAAACUUUCCUUUUACAGCAACAGAAAAUUAAGACGGUGCUCAAGUUAUUCGUGCAGUUGGAGCAGUUAUAAGGGGUGUGCAUGGAUAUCAGGUAUAUCCGGAACUUACCCGUUGGGAUAGUGUCCGGGUAGUUCAUAUUGAAAAUAGAGUAGAAUCCGGGUAUUAAAAUAAGGAACCGAUUAGAACGGGUUCCGGUUCUUACAUUUAGGGUAUUCAGAACUUGAAACGGAACCGAUACCCGAGCCCGAAUAAUAAUUUCUCCCAUUAUAUAUAUAUAAUUUUAUUCAUAUA